Molecule: messenger RNA, 8791 nt
Organism: Scylla paramamosain (green mud crab)
Lineage: Eukaryota; Metazoa; Arthropoda; Malacostraca; Decapoda; Portunidae
Gene: Eph
Product: ephrin type-A receptor 4-A-like
Exons: 19
Coding region: 160-3027 (955 amino acids)
Biological process (GO): ephrin receptor signaling pathway; protein phosphorylation; axon guidance
Cellular component (GO): plasma membrane; dendrite
Molecular function (GO): protein binding; ATP binding; transmembrane-ephrin receptor activity
Source: RefSeq, a predicted model, not a curated record
UAACAAAUCUCUCCCCUUUCUUUCCAGUGGGUGGAGGAGAGCUUUACGCAGUUCGAGAAUGGCAUCAACUGGCGGUCGUACGUGGUGUGUGACGUGGCCUACAACAACGUCAACAACUGGCUGUGGACGCCCUUCAUCGAGCGAGGCUCCGCUAACCGCAUGUACAUCGAGGUGCAGUUCUCCAUGCGUGACUGCUCCCUCUUCCCCGGCACCGCCCUCUCUUGCAAGGAGACGUUCUCGCUACUGUACUACGAGUUCGACGCUGCCACCAAAGAGCCUCCCUUCUGGGAACCCGAGAGCUACAAGCUGAUCGACCGCAUCGCCGCUGACGAAGGCCGCUUUACCAACUCCGCUGACAUCAUCAUCAACGCCGAGGUGCGCUCCAUCCCCGUCACCAAGAAGGGCGUGUACUUCGCCUUCAGAGACCAAGGGGCGUGCAUCUCCCUCCUCGCUAUAAAGGUGUACUACAUUACCUGCCCUGAGAUCACCAAGGCCUUCACCCACUUCCUGACCACGCCCACUGGAGCUGAGGUGACGAGCAUCGAGCAGGCGACGGGCACGUGUGUCGCUCACGCCCGCGAGGAGUCCCCCCCGUCCUUCCUGUGCACCGGUGACGGCCAGUGGUCACUCCUCAACGGGGGCUGCGCCUGCCUGCCCGGCUACCAGGCAGACACCGAGAAGCAGACCUGCGACGUGUGCCCGCCAGGAAAGUACAAGGACAGUGUGGGCGCCGACGAGUGCCGCGACUGUCCGGAACACAGCGCCGCCGCCCACGCCGGAGCCUCAGAAUGCCGCUGCGACACAGGCUACUUCCGCGCCCCCAAGGACCCCCGCGGCAUGCCCUGCACACGUCCUCCCAGCAAGCCACAGAACAUCACGGUGAAUUUUGUAGACCAGUCGACAGUGAUCCUGGCCUGGCAGCCGCCGCUCAACGAGGGCGGGCGCACCGACACCUUGUACCGCGUGGUGUGCGACGCUUGCGGCAGCCACGUCUCUUACUACCCGCCGCAAAUGGCAGAUGAGAGGUUCAACGCCACGCAGGUCACCAUCAGUGGCCUCAACCCCGUCACCACCUACCGCUUCCAGGUGUUUGCCGAGAAUGGGGUAUCCAAGCAGGCCCCUGAGGCACAGUACCUGGACAUCACUGUCACCACUGAGGCAUCAGGUCGCUUUAUGGUGAUUGGCUACGAGGCUGAGGUGCCCUCCACAGUGAGCAAUGUGCGGGUGACCAGCGUGAAGAGCACAGAGAUUUCCCUGGCUUGGGAUGCUCCUAGCGACCCUUACUCCGACAUAGAGAUGUAUGAGGUUCGGUACUAUGUGAGAGACCAACACAACAACUCGUCAAGUAUCCUCACCAAGAAGGAAGAGUCAUCCCUUGUUGCAUUGAGGCAAGGGACAGAUUACGGCUUCCAGGUCCGAGCCAAGACAACACACGGGUGGGGCAAAUACUCCCCACCCAUUUACAAGAGGACAGGGCAGCUGUUAGGAACUGCCUACGUAGGAGACGAAGAUAACACUCAAGUGCGCAUCAUUGUGGGGGCAACAGUGGGAGCCUUUGUGGUGAUUGCUGUCAUCGUCAUCAUGACUCUCCUCUUCCUCAGAAGCAGGGGCACAGAUGAAUGCAACAAAAAGCAGCCAUCAGACUGCGACACAUUAGAAUACCGCAACGGCGAAGAUACCACCAACUUGUGUCAUCCUGCGUUACACCCUGCCUGCUUUAGAACUGGGCAUCUCACCCCGUGGACCCUUAACACAUCUGUGUACAUGCACGGUGUUUUGGAAAACCCACCUAUAGUCCAAACCCACACCACCGGAAGUAUGACCACUCCUCUCUUCACACAAGUUGGCCACCACAGAACCUACAUUGACCCUCACACAUAUGAAGACCCAAACCAGGCCAUCAGGGAAUUUGCCCGAGAAAUUGAUGCGUCUUACAUAACCAUUGAAGCAAUCAUUGGCGGUGGGGAGUUUGGGGAUGUGUGCAAGGGUAAACUUCAACUUCCCAGCCGACCAGAGAUGACAGUAGCCAUAAAGACUCUGAAGCCUGGUUCAUCUGAGAAAGCCCGUGUUGAUUUCCUGACGGAGGCCUCCAUUAUGGGCCAGUUCGAGCACCCAAAUGUCAUCUUCCUGCAGGGAGUGGUGACCAAGAGCAACCCAGUCAUGAUCAUAACAGAAUAUAUGGAGAAUGGGUCACUUGAUCAUUUUCUCAGGGUGAAUGACGGCAAGUUCCAGGUCCUGCAGCUUGUGGGGAUGAUGCGCUGUAUUGCCUCAGGGAUGCAGUACCUCAGCGAGAUGAAUUACGUUCACAGGGACCUGGCUGCUCGUAACGUGCUUGUAAAUGGCCAGCUUAUAUGCAAGAUUGCUGAUUUUGGUUUGUCAAGAGAGAUAGAAAGUCAUACAGAAGGGGCAUAUACCACAAGGGGAGGUAAGAUACCAGUUCGAUGGACAGCACCUGAAGCUAUUGCUUUCCGCAAGUUUACAAGUGCUUCGGACGUGUGGAGUCUUGGUAUAGUAAUGUGGGAAGUCAUGAGUUAUGGAGAGAGACCAUACUGGAACUGGAGCAAUCAAGAUGUCAUCAAGAGUAUUGAGAAGGGUUACCGCCUGCCAGCCCCAAUGGAGUGCCCCGAGGCAAUAUAUCAGCUGAUGUUAGACUGCUGGCAGAAGGAGCGCAACCAUCGUCCAAACUUUGCCUCCAUUGUGAGAACCCUUGACAGACUGAUCCGAACUCCUGAGGCACUCAACAAAGUGGCCCAAAACAGGUGUACAACAGCUCUGGGUCUGGACUCUGUGGACAUGACUCAGCUCACCUCGGUGGAGGACUGGCUUGCUUCCCUCAAGAUGAGUCGCUACGUGGACAACUUCCAGCGGACAGGCCUCACUGACCUGGAAGCUGUAGCCCGUCUCACCCAGCAUGACCUAACUCAGCUGGGGAUCACCUUAGUUGGCCACCAGAAAAAAAUCCUGCAAAGUAUACACACCUUGCGCACACAGCUGGCCGUCAACAUGUCUGAGGGCUUCCUAGUAUAGUGCCACUACUCUAACUAUGCCAUCACUUGGUACUGAGUUGGGGUACAGUAGUCAGGUGGGCAAAUCAUUAGGUCCAGAGUGAAUGUGAUAUCCUGUGGUGAAAAAAAGGUGGACCCAACGGCCAUUAUCAUUAUAUGAAAAUGUGAUAAUGAUUGAGAGAAAAGACAAGUCUGAAACAGGGUAGAAAACAUAAUUUUUAAUUACUCAUCAAAAGUGUCCAUCAAAAGACAUGCUUUGUUGUCACAUGUAGCUCAAGAAAACCCUGUACCCUAAUUGCUAAGGGGGAACUAUGCUUGUGUGCAGAAAAUGACUGUUUAAAAUAUUGUAAGUGCCCCCAUGCUCUCAUUCAUGUGAUAAUGCCAUGGCCAUUGAUGUGUUGAACACAGAACUGUGGUGUGCAUGUGUGUGUGUUAUAGGGACAGAACAAAUAGCUGUGAUCAGCUUGCAAGUUUCUGUCACUGAAGGGUUCAUAAGCUUGCCUGUCACUUCCGUGCGUUGUACACUGCUCCUAAGGUAUGACCUUAGUGUAAUUGUUGAUAUUCCAUUUGCUGCCAGACCUUAUUCAGCCAAAGUCUAGUAUUGGUGUUGUCCUUUCUACCCUUUGAUGAACUCUCAGAGACUGUUUCCCAUUUAAGCUUCUGCCAGCAUUUCACUUUCUUCUGAGAGAUUAUAAGUUGCCUGUUUGUGGUGAACUAUGUAGUGUGCUAAUGCACACUAAUAAGUGAAAGACGGUUUCAGUGAGCACAGACUAGUAGAGGGAGAAACCCUGUGCCCGGAAACUCAAUUUCAAAAAGCAGCUUAUUAGGGGGAUUCUUUCAGUCCUUGGGAAACCUGCAAUGACUUUGGAGAUGAUAAAAAAUGCCAAGAGAAGAGAGAAACUCCCUCCUCACGCACAUAUCAAUCUCUUAUCCCAUCAUGUGAACAUCCGGCCAUUCCCCACUCCCUUUCCUCCCUCCCUCCUGCAGGGCCCAACUGCUGUAGUUACACUGCCUUGUUGUUACCCAAGUCAGAUAUUGCAGUGCUGGUCAAUGGCUGGGUGUAACUAUGAAAUUAAAAGUGAGUCUACAGGCUCUUACUUGUGACUUGUACAGAAAUGAAACAAAUAUAAGAAAAAUCAAACAAGUGGAGAAUCACCCAAGUUUAUUCAUCACUGUGUUUAGCCCUCAGCUAAGUUUAAAUUUAAUACCUUAUACACUCUCCCAUUCACUAACACAGCAAAAUUUUCUGUGACUAAUUACACUGUCUGUGUCUGUCCAGUCAUCCCAUGGUGUCCUGCACUGUCCCAGUUUUGCACAGGUUUACUAAUUCUAUUUAAUUUAUUAUCUUGAUUUGUAAUAUAUUGAGUGCAAUAGAAUCUCCCAACCUAAAACAAGAAAUUACUAUGCUUGGACUAAGUUGAAAAGUAUCUUUUUCUUAUUUUAUCCUACCAAGAUGAAAUUAUAAGAUGCAUUGUUAUAUUACCUCCCAACAAGCAGCCCUCACUCAGAGUUUGUUUUGUGCAUAGUGAAGAAGAAUGUUUCCAUAUUAAUUGCUGUGUAUGCAACAAAUGAAAACCCAGCAGAGAAUGCCAUCCAUCAUUUUAGUCCUCACAAAAAAUGGAGAUAAUCAUGGCCAGUUUUUAUACUACACAUUAUGGGUAUUGAAACUCAAAUGUUACAUUAUUUUAUAUAUCAUACUUACACAAUUUUAUAUUUCUAUUUUAAAUGAACCACGUGUAUAUUUGUAGCCGUGAUUGUCUCCUAUUUUGUGUGAAUUAGAUACUGGCGAGAUCAGUUCCAUGUUUUGUGUGUUGGAUAUGGUCUUACAAGUAAUAGGUGGGUUUAGUCCACCCAACCCGUAUUUUAUGUUCAAGAUGAAUGUGCUUUCAUUAUUGGCUCAUUUUGUACAUUUAAAUUUAUUCAUGCUGUUUUCCUUUUACAUCAUGGCUAAUUUUGUUUUUCUUUUCUUAAGGUAAAAUUGAAACCAGUGAAUGGGUUCUAUUGGAGUGUGUAAAAAAACAUAUUCCAAAAAAUGUGUUGUCAUGGUAAGACUUUUCAUUCAAGCCAACCAUUUCAUUGCCAGUUUGUUGCCAGAUUUAGCAUCAGUGAAUAGUCUGAAGUCAGUCCAGUACCCCAGUUUGACUGCAGAGUAAAAUAUAAAUAAUGUAUAAAGAUGAGCACCUCAACAUAGCAAAGGAUCUUGGAUAUGAUAGAAGCACCCUGGAUGAAGCUCUGUGGUCCAGUGUGGAAAAUGAGACGCAUUUCACAAAUUGUGAAAAUAGAGAAACGUAAGUAAGAGCUGCAAGCACCAAUGCCCUGAAGAGCAUAUUCCUCAUUUUAUAGAGAUUCUUGACUGCCAUGUGUUCCAUGGAACAAAACAUCAAAAGAUUGAACUGUAGGAUCAAAACUGAUUGUCCUUUCUAAAACUAAAUGUCUCGGGUGCAUCCCCAGUAAGUGCAACCCAAGAUAGGCAUGUUUACCUAUUGCAGUGAUGCACUUGUAGGGUUUAUAUGUACGUAUAUAGUUUACCUAGUUGAAUAUAGCAGAGUAUGGCUCUGCAGUCAUGGCUGUGAAGCUCUCCCAGACUCCUGUCGCCUCCCAGCCAUUGAGAGCUGAGGAGAAAGACACCGACAGGUUCUGCUGUGUUGUUGCAGUCCAGCUUUUAAAUAAUGUUGUAAUGAAAAACUUGUAUUGAACUGGAAAGUCUGACUGAAGAGUCUUACCAUGUGUGUCAUAAAUGUAGUGAGUGGGAGUCCUCUGGUGCCAGUCCAAUGAAAAGCUCUAUUGAAAACUUUUCUUUAGCAUUUUUCAUAAUUUAAUAGUAUAUUUUGCAAAUUAAAAUUGGCCACAGCAAUAUAUAUAUACAUAUAUAAAUAUAUACAUAUAAAUGUUGUAGAAUUGCAUUUAUGACAAACUUGGUGGCAGUUUUUAAGAGUAGUCCCUUUACAGCACUGUUAGAUUUGCAUUAUAUUUUGAUAGAAAUUUUAAAUUUUAGGGAAAUGUCAGGUACCCAGAAUCUGUAAAACCAAAUACUCUGAUCAGGAGAGGUUCUAUUGUAUAAUUGUGACUACCUUUCAGCUUCAUUUAGUCAAAAUGAUGUUCAUAUGUAUCCUUUGAUGUAAGUAAUCACAGUGAAUUAUAAUUUAAAGAGAAUAUUUUUAGCUAUGUUAUGAUUUGUGAAUACCAAGUGCAUGUUUGUGUCUCCUUUGUAACGCUGUUAGCAAAACCUGUGUUUUUGGAAACGUGUGAUGACUAGAUAAUCAAAAUUUAGUAGAAUUUAUUUAGAUGUAGGAAUUUCUACAUAAAAAGCACCAAGCAAUACAACUCAUUGAGGUAAGAACUAUUUCAGUUGCUAUGUUGUUACUGAAGAGUGAUGAGUAACAAUCAAAACAUCCCUGACUGUGUAGGUAGGUAUUUUCAUACGUCACUUCAUAAUAAGGAAAGAAUCUUAGACUGUAAGUCCCAAUGAAGGAGGAAGGAAGGAGUGAGUAUUCCUAUGGAAGUUCCGCGUGUGAUAAUUUGGAUUCUUGUAUUUUGGAAAGGGGAGGGAGAUAAUGUGGCAAAGUGGUCCAUAUCCUACGUGCCAGAGUGGGCCACUGGUCUUCACAUUCCACACCCUCUCAGUUAAGGUUUAUUGUCAGGGUGAUUGCCACUAGAAUUGUUCCUAUUAAGAUGUAAUUCAGCUUGCAUAAAGUUUUAGCCAAUCAUUUCAUGUAGUUUACAAAAAGUGGUCUUGGAUUUGCAGUUUUAAGUUGCCUGCAUCUUUCUCCAGUAUUUGUAGAUGUUUGCUUUUAGCCAUUUUGUUACAGGAACUAUUUUGUUUUGAUGAUGCCUCAGGGCGACCACUUUCACUGCCUCAUUGACAGUUCCAAUAAUCAAGCAAUCGUCCAGGGCAGCUUGGUGGGAGCAUUGGGACUUUGUGGAGGAAGGCUGCCAAACAGGAAGACAAAGUACUAUGCAUGUUAUUGAAAGGCUAUCUGUUAUUUCUAGAUUGUAAUGUAUGGAACACUGAUGAUUAUGCUAAGAUGCAAAGCUAUUUUUGUCAUGGUAUGGUGUGUUUAGUUCAAAAGUGGCUUGGUCACCAUUGGCACUUGAAUCCUUCCCCUUGGCAAGUCCAAAUGCUAUCACAGCUGUUGUUUUGCUUUGUGGCAAACUCCCUGACAGACCUCAAGAGACGUGUCUUAUUUUCUUACUGAUGUAGUCUCACAAUUACUUUGUGUGUCUUCUAUUAUCAUAACUAUCGUAAUCAGUGGCAUAUUCUCCGGCAACAUCCACUGAUGUCUGGGAAACAACAACUGAAAGGGCUGUUUAUGGUAUAUACAGCUUGACAAUUAUAUACAAUACACAUACAUACUCUUCGCAACCUUGGUGUAAACUCUUGAGAAGGCAGAUUAAAAUUUUGUAAUUGUGCUAAAGGUCUUAGAAAAAAGGCUUUUGGAGUAGAAUUUCAGUCAUUCUCUUUUGUUUACCCAUCAAGAAAGUCACAAUGAAAUCCGCAAAUGCCUUGAGCACGGAGGACAGCAUAGCCUAAUUGUUUUAUAUAAUUUUAUUUAUUGAGCUGAAGCAUUGCUAGAAGAGCGUAUGUUGUGUACUAUAAUGUUGUAUAAAGUUUGUAAAAUAGUCAAGAAAUAUUUUAUAUUUUUAGUUGAUAAGGUAUGAGAUCUCCAAUUUUGAACUCUUAAUUGUUUGAAUAUGGAAUGUGAUUUGUUUUUAGUUUGCUAUCGAAAUGGAGGUGCCAGUUUAGGCACCACAGUGCAGUGAAGCAAGGGAACUUUGGGGGAUUAGAUGUAAGUGAAAUUAGGUAUUCAAUUCCAAAGUUACUUGUAACACUCAUCCCUGGCUCUGCCCCCUUAGGUCCAAUGUAUCAAUUUUUGUAUAUAUGAUUCUACAUUUUCUUAUUCUCAUAUCUUCAUCAUUAUUGUAAUUGUAUUCUAUACUUUACCUUCCUUCUUAUAUAUGUCUGAUGAAUUUAGAUCUUGUACAAGAAAAAAAAAUAUUGUUGAGCUUUCUUUGCUAAUACUUUUUUUUUAUAUGGUCAUUAUAGUGUCUGUUUUAUUAUACUGCUAUGAUUUGAAAUUAGUUGAGAUCACAACAUUAUUAAGUCCAAUACUAUGUCAGUUUUGCCAACCUGAGUGAAUGCAGUACAGCAGUGGUUAUAUUUUUUCCAAGCUUCUUAUAGUAACAAUUAUUCUAUUUGCAUUAGAUGAUGUCCUAUGACUCUGCUCAAGCUGACAGGUUGACAUGACUCGUAGUGACCCCGAUGCAACAGCUGUAAAUUGUAGCUUUUUCCUAGUCAUAUCAAUUAUCCCUCCCUCCUGUCACAGAUAGUUGAAGGUCAGCUACAUGUUGGUUUGAUGCCUCUUGAUAAAAAUGUCAUAGCUGAUAAGCCUAGCAGAUGAUGCCAAGCUCUUCAUUUUGAGACUCAAGUUACCAUCUUUGUUGGAAGUACAUUGAUCCAGUGAAUGUACUAGAGGUCUUAGGAAAGGUGAUGGUCAUCCAUCCUGAACCCACCAAUGGCAGAGAGCUACUUAGUUGACCUACAUUAGGAACAAAAGCACAAGGGUCCUCCUGUACCAUAGUAGACAUUAUAUUGUAAAGAUGUAUUACUCAAAGUGAUCAAUUGUAAUCCAUUGUGAUGAUAAGGUAACAGAAGCCCUGAAGCUUUUUACUCCUGGCUACUGUGACAAGUUCUGCUGACAUAUUUGUAUUUUGUUCAUUCCUAACCUUCAAAGCAGUUGUAUGUGCAAGUUCUUUGUGUUCAAGAAAAUAAAGUUUGACAGAAAUAU